AUGGUCCACAUUCAGGGGCUUCCCAUAGAGCUUUUACAUCUCAUCUUCUCUUUUCUUGCUCCUCCAGAAGAUGAUCUCGACCAAUUGAGCGGAGAUCAAACCACGACAGCCAAAAUUGGCAGUGCGAAGGAAUUGAAUGACAACGUAUCUGACGAUGGGGAAUGUGAUGUGAUUGAGACUUUGCGGAAUGUUUGUCUGGUUUCGCGGAAGUUUCGCGAGGUCGCCCAACCUCUACUCUUCCGUGAGCUCUAUGAUGAUGGUUUAGCCGGUGAUCUAAGCCCGACCAUUCCAUUUACCAAAACGAUUUAUCGACGUCCCGAUCUCGGAAAACAUGUCCACCAAAUCAUCAUCAUGCCUCUCCCAUUCCAUCCAGGUGCUUCCGAUUCUCUUGCCGCAGAGGACGUUGAAUUCUUCAAAGGCAUAAUUAAGGGCCUCCAAUUGGCUGAUGAGGAGGACACAUGGAUUUCGGCCAUGGAAAAAUCCGACCUCAGCAUUUUCGCAGCGUUACUAGCCAACAGUGCCCCCAAUCUUCGCGAGCUACAUGUGCCAGUGCGCCAAUUUCCAAUCCAGCCAUUUAUCCAGCUGUUCAGUCAUAAUCCGGAGUUUUUGUCGAACCUUGAAUCGAUCUGGAUUGAAAGCGAUGACGAACUUUCCGGCUUCGAUAUUGCUUCCUACGAGAAAUUUGUCACCCUUCCCAAGGUCACCUUUUCGACCUUUGAGUACGGUGAUCUCUUCGACGAAUCGUUCCCAUCUACUUGGCUGCCUGGAACCUUGGAGACCCAGGAACUGGCCUUCCACCACUGCCAUAUCGACGCAGGUGCCAUCAAAAAGUUCCUGCAAGCGUGCAAGAAGCUAAAAACCUUUACCUACAACAAUUUCAGCUUGGACCCUAACGACCGACGCAUCAUGCGUGCGGGGACGGUGCCCGAGUUUGACGCUAAGCAAGCUCACGAAGCCGCCCUCAUACAUAAAGAUACACUCGAACUGUUCCAUCUCGAGUACGCAAUGGAACUACCGGACGUCGAUGAUAUCGAGCAACUCAUUUCUAGUCACGUCAAGGUUGGCUCAUUCCGCGAUUUCUCCGUGCUUGAGACCAUCCUCAUCCCACAGGCUUCCCUUCCACCCCACCCUCAAUUCCCCAGCUCGUUAGAGACACUCCAUAUCACAGACUGCAACUCAUCUAUCCGGGAGUUAACUCAGAACAUCGCGGCAGACUGUAAAAAUGGUCUUUAUCCCAAGUUGACCAACGUCAAGGUAUUUGCAAUCGAUAUCACGCAGCCCAUUAAGCUUCCUGGGCAACGUAUUCCAGAGGGAAAAACACCAGAGCAGUGUUUCCUUGAUCUGAAGGAGAUGUUCAAAGGAACCAAAGUGAAUUUCCAGAUCUUGCCAUAUGAACUACCUGACUUUGAUGAUUACGAUGAUCUUGACGAUUUUGAUGAAGAUCUCGGGUAUGAGGAAGAUUUCGAAGAAGCCGGGUUCGACCAUUAUCCACCAGGAGCAGAUCCUGACAUGGGUCCAAUCCCACCCCGGAUUUUGGAUUUACUUAUGCAGCGGGCUAUGAGAGACCCUGAAUUUGCACAGCUUCACGCCGAUGAGAAUAGCGAUGAUGACUCCUGGGAAACUGAUGACAGCGAUUGA
Molecule: messenger RNA, 1638 nt
Organism: Penicillium digitatum Pd1
Lineage: Eukaryota; Fungi; Ascomycota; Eurotiomycetes; Eurotiales; Aspergillaceae
Source: RefSeq, a predicted model, not a curated record